Pyrenophora tritici-repentis Pt-1C-BFP is the source of this 1473-nucleotide messenger RNA. RefSeq names its product Glyco-trans-1-4 multi-domain protein. Gene Ontology annotation, molecular function: mannosyltransferase activity. The record is from RefSeq and is a predicted model, not a curated record. Lineage: Eukaryota; Fungi; Ascomycota; Dothideomycetes; Pleosporales; Pleosporaceae. Gene Ontology annotation, cellular component: endoplasmic reticulum.
AUGUUCGACGACGACACCCCCGAAAAGUACGCUAGUGUCUUUUCUGUGCUUCUCGGUGUUGGUGUAGUCUUGUCAACGCUGUUUACGCUUUUGCUGGUCACGUUACCCAGGCAAUAUGAUCCGUACAAGGAUAAGCCGCUUAGGUUUGUGGGCGCGGAUGGAAAGGAGAUACCUAUGAAGACAAGAGAUGGGAAGGAUCCGGUUCACUGGAAGCAGGGACGGUCUGUGCAAGUUGUGGUGUUGGGAGACAUUGGCCGUUCACCCCGCAUGCAGUAUCAUGCUUUGAGCAUCGCCAAACACGGCGGUAGAGUGUUUCUCAUCGGCUAUCAAGAGUCUGAGAUACUUCCGGAAAUUGUCUCGAAUCCAUUGAUUGACAUCAUCCCACUUUCACCGGCACCGGGUUUCCUACGUUCAAGCAGCAAACUUCUCUUCCCCUUUCUAGCACCGCUCAAAGUCCUCUGGCAGGUAUGGUCGCUAUACCGCGCACUGGGCUACCGCUCUCAGCCAGCGAGAUGGACUCUCGUACAGAACCCACCUUCAAUACCAACACUCGCUGUAGCCAGCCUGGUAUGCUUCCUCCGCCGCACUGACCUCGUAAUUGACUGGCACAACUUUGGCUACACGAUCCUCGCCAUGAAACUCAGCCCCACCCACCCCCUCGUCCAGAUAUCAGAAAAAUACGAAAAGCUCUUCGCAAAAGCCGCAACCCACCACAUCACCGUAACAAACGCUAUGGCCCGCGUCCUCAAAGCCUCCUACGGCGUCACAGCCUCGGCCCUCCACGACCGCCCGGCCUCCAUCUUCCAGCCCAUCACUCCCGAGGAACGCUCAAACUUCCUCGCCCGAUUACCAGAGACAGCCCAACACGCCGCCGACCUCUCGCCUACUUCGCAAUCCCCCUGGAAACUCGUCGUCAGCGCCACCUCGUGGACCGCCGACGAAGACUUCUCCCUCCUCCUCUCCGCCCUCGUCGCUUACUCCGCACAAUGCACGUCCAAAACCCAUCUCCCCAAACUCCUCGCCAUUAUCACGGGAAAAGGGCCGCAGAAAGAGUACUACCUCGAACAGAUCAAGCAGCUAAACCAAGAGAACAAACUCCUAAACGUUGUUAUUAAAACGGCGUGGCUAUCACAUUCAGACUACGCUCUUCUCCUCGCUGCAGCGGACCUGGGUGUCUCGCUACACACGUCAUCUUCUGGCGUUGACCUCCCUAUGAAAGUCGUUGAUAUGUUUGGUGCGGGCUUACCUGUUGUGGGUUGGGGCAAGUUUGAGGCGUGGCCUGAGUUGGUGAAGCAGGGGGUUAAUGGGUUGGGGUUCCAGAGCGAGGAGGAGCUGGCGUUGCAGUUGGAGGCGUUUUUUGAUAGGGAUACGAGGUUGAGGGAGACGUUGAAGAGGGGGGCGUUGGAGGAGAGUGGGCAUCGAUGGGAUGAUGAGUGGGAUGCUGUUGGGGGGAAGUUGUUUGGGCUUUUGUGA